Molecule: messenger RNA, 663 nt
Organism: Lymnaea stagnalis (great pond snail)
Lineage: Eukaryota; Metazoa; Mollusca; Gastropoda; Lymnaeidae
Source: the annotation of a GenBank genome assembly
CUCCAAGAACGCCAGAACGCGUGCUGCACCGCGGCGGCUCAGCAGCUUUACAAACUACCGAAGAGCGUCCCCGGCUCACAGCAGCAGAAGACGCCCUUGAACUUGCUCCAGCAGCGGCAGCAUCAGCAUCUCCGCCUGUACCCGGGCCAGCACCGUCAGCUGAGCCCCCCUGUUCUGUUCCCGAGCGAUCUCCGGGACGAGCCGGAACCGAGGGCGGCGGAGAAACAAAGCUUCCCGGCGUUUCACGAGUCGUCGUCAAAUGACCUACUUUCGGACUUGUUCGCUGACCCACUUUUGGUGGAGAGAAUAGCCAUAAACCAGGUGACCAUGAACAUUUUGUAAUAUUUAUUUUACACUCUCUCUCAUUCGCGUGUCAUUAAAUUUAACCUCUAUAAUUGUUAAAAAUAUAUAGCUAGCACUCUAAAUGUGACAUGAUUUAAACGCUUCAUAUUACAUCAUUUAAACACUCCAUAUUAAAUCAUUCAAACGCUACUCAUCUUAAGUGUUUUUCUUCCAGAUUCGCCAACAAUUCCUCAUUCACCAAGCAAACUGCCUGAUGAGAGACACCGCCAUGUGGGCGCUCAGAGAUUCGGUCUACGGCAACGACAUGGAAUAUUACGCUUCUUUGUACAGGAUCAAGAUUAAGGACAUUCUUAUCGGAAC